Cyprinodon tularosa is the source of this 2676-nucleotide messenger RNA. It is a transcript of the gene lcp1, whose product is annotated as lymphocyte cytosolic protein 1 (L-plastin). The coding region runs from base 193 to 2052 and encodes 619 amino acids. Gene Ontology annotation, biological process: actin filament network formation; actin filament bundle assembly. Gene Ontology annotation, cellular component: actin filament bundle; cytoplasm; actin filament. The record is from RefSeq and is a predicted model, not a curated record. The transcript has 16 exons. Lineage: Eukaryota; Metazoa; Chordata; Actinopteri; Cyprinodontiformes; Cyprinodontidae. Gene Ontology annotation, molecular function: actin filament binding; calcium ion binding.
CGUAGAUUUGAAUAGAUGAGCUGAGGCCCUUCAGUCUGUGCCGAUUCAGAGCGGUGCCUGUCAAGCGUUGAGCAGCACAGCGACCAGAAGGACCGAAGAAAGAAAACUGUACCCUGCCCUCCUGGACACCAUCAUCAGCUCCCUCACUGCAACCGUCAGUUUUAAGGUCCACAUCUGACUCCAGCUGCCACCAUGGCCACAACACCGAUCUCUGCUGAGGAGAUGGAAGAUCUCAGAGAAGCUUUUGCCAAAAUUGAUGUGGACGGCAAUGGCUUCAUCAGCAAGGAUGAGCUCACCGAGCUCUUCAGGGCUGCCAACCUGGCUCUGCCGGGAUACAGAAUCAGGGAGAUCGUCCAGGAGCUGACCAAAACCAGCGACAAACUCACCUUCGAGGAGUUCACUGAGAUUGUCCACGGUCUAAAGAGCUCUGAAGUGGCCAAAACCUUCAGGAAAGCCAUCAAUAAGAAGGAAGGAAUUCGUAACGUGGCAGGAACCUCAGAGCAGUCCGGCACUCAGCACUCAUACUCAGAGGAGGAGAAGGUGGCUUUUGUGAACUGGAUCAACAAAGCUCUGGAGAAGGAUCCAGACUGUCAACAUGUUCUCCCAAUGAAUCCCGACACUGACGACCUGUUCACCGGGAUGGGAGAUGGAAUCGUCGUCUGUAAAAUGAUCAACCUGUCAGUCCCCGACACCAUCGAUGAGAGAACCAUCAACAAGAAGAAGCUCACUCCUUUCACCAUCCAGGAGAACCUGAACCUGGCUCUGAACUCUGCGUCGGCCAUCGGAUGCCACGUGGUCAACAUCGGGGCCGAGGACCUGAAGGAGGGCAGGCAGCAUCUGGUCCUGGGUCUGCUGUGGCAGGUCAUCAAGAUCGGCCUGUUUGCCGACAUCGAGCUUAGCAGGAAUGAAGCCCUGAUUGCUCUGUUACGGGAUGGAGAGAGUCUGGAGGAUCUGAUGAAGCUUUCCCCUGAGGAGCUGCUGCUGCGUUGGGCCAACUACCACCUGGAGGAGGCCGGCUGCGGAAAGAUCAACAAUUUCAGCUCAGACAUCAAGGACUCUAAGGCGUACUACAACAUCCUGAACCAGGUGGCCCCCAAAGGAGACGAGGAGGGAAUCCCCCCCAUCGCUGUGGACAUGUCAGGAAUCAGGGAGAAAGAUGACCUGAAGAGGGCCGAGUGCAUGCUGGAUGAGGCCGACAAGCUUGGCUGCAGGCAGUUCGUCAUGCCCGCAGACGUCGUCCGCGGCAACCCCAAGCUCAACUUGGCUUUUGUUGCCAAUCUGUUCAACAAGUACCCAGCUCUGAAGAAGCCAGAGAACCAGGACAUCGACUGGAGCUCCAUCGAAGGUGAAACCCGGGAGGAGCGAACCUUCAGGAACUGGAUGAACUCUCUGGGCGUCAACCCUCGCGUCAACCACCUCUAUGCAGACAUCGAUGAUGCCCUGGUUAUCUUCCAGCUGUACGAGAAGAUCAAAGUACCAGUAGACUGGGACAGAGUCAACAAGCCUCCCUACCCUAAACUUGGCAGCAACAUGAAAAAGCUGGAGAACUGUAACUACGCAGUGGAGCUCGGCAAGAAGGAGGCCAAGUUCUCUCUGGUUGGAAUUGCCGGUCAAGACCUAAAUGCAGGGAAUCGAACCCUCACUUUGGCUCUGCUCUGGCAGCUCAUGAGGAGAUACACACUCAACAUCCUGGAGGAUCUGGGCGACGGACAGAAAGUGGUGGAUGACACCAUCGUCUCCUGGGUCAACGGAACACUCACAAAUGCUGGAAAAGGCACCAUCUCCAGCUUUAAGGACAUGUCUAUUAGCAACAGCAUACCGGUUCUGGAUCUGAUCGACGCCAUCCAGCCCGGAUCCAUCAGAUACGACCUGCUGAAGACCGAAGACCUGAAAGAGGAGGAGAAACUCAACAAUGCAAAGUACGCCAUCUCCAUGGCUAGGAAGAUCGGCGCCCGCGUGUACGCGCUCCCAGAGGACCUGGUGGAGGUGAAGCCUAAAAUGGUGAUGACGGUGUUCGCCUGCCUGAUGGCGCGCGGCAUGAGGAGGGCCUAGAGGGACCGGACCGCUGACCCGACGCAUCCAGAACCAGAGAGCCGAGCGAAGAUCUCUUUUCUUUCUAAGCAUGCAGGCUCUGACACAUUUUAAAAACAGUCUGUUACAUUUUCAUACGUUUAGAUUUCUAAAUGUCAUUUCCUUAAACACGGACCGGACUCAGAUGAUUUCUGUCGACGCUCAUCAAGCAGAAUUAAUCUUGCGUCUAAAACGUUUCUUUAAGGGAUAUGAAGUUAAUUCUGAACAUCUGUAAACUCAGUCAGAUUCUGCCUAAAACAUAGAGAACAAAUCCCUCCAAAAGUUCCAGUCCAACCAGGCCGAUCACCCAUGGCUACCUGAUGCCGCCUCAGGAAGGAAUCUAAGGCUUCAGAUUUAAACUCAGUAUUAUUUAUUUGUUUGGGUCCAGCUGAUCUGACUUGUCAGUUUAAAGGUGCCAUAUUAGCUUUUUAAACAUGAAGAAUUUCUACUUCCAUUUCAUUUCACUAAGUCUUAUCUUUCAGUACCAAAGCUGUACAGCUCGAAACAUGAGUUCCUGUUACUCCGGUCCAGAGCAAAUUUACUCCAUCAUUGAUUUACAGCUUUUCACAAGUGUAUAAACCAAAUAAAGAGACUUUUUUAUUAGAA